Messenger RNA from Leptinotarsa decemlineata (Colorado potato beetle), 1234 nucleotides. It is a transcript of the gene meigo, whose product is annotated as Solute carrier family 35 member B1 homolog meigo. NCBI's taxonomy places the organism in Eukaryota, Metazoa, Arthropoda, Insecta, Coleoptera, Chrysomelidae. Gene Ontology annotation, molecular function: UDP-glucose transmembrane transporter activity; UDP-galactose transmembrane transporter activity. Gene Ontology annotation, cellular component: Golgi membrane; endoplasmic reticulum membrane. The record is from RefSeq and is a predicted model, not a curated record. Gene Ontology annotation, biological process: UDP-galactose transmembrane transport.
UUUCACCAGUUUUUAGGUUAUGGUAGAACUGAGAAGUUAAACCGUAGUGGGGUUUGCCAUCUGGAAAAAAUGUUUCAUAUGUUAAAUCGUUGAUAAAUUCGAAAACGUCUGAGAAAAAGUUAUUGAAAUUUCUGCAAUUUGAUAUAAAAUGCACAAAAAUAAAUUCUUCCUUUAUGCUGGUGGUAUAUUUUUAUCAUAUUUUUAUUUUGGAAUUGUCCAAGAAAAAAUAACGAGGGGAAAAUAUCCUUAUGAAGUUGUGGAACAAGAUGGAACAGUUUCCACAAAAUACGAAAAAUAUACGUUCGCUCUUACUUUAGUUUUCGUUCAGUGUGUAGUGAAUUUUUUGGUAGCAAAAGUCUCUCAAACAAUAUGGCCUCAGGGCGAAGACAAAACUCAUAAACUCUACUAUGCAAGUAUGUCUGUCACCUAUUUAUUGGCUAUGGUGUGUUCUAAUAUGGCUCUACAGUGGGUGUCCUAUCCGACGCAAGUGGUUGGAAAGUCUGCCAAACCCAUACCCGUUAUGAUUCUGGGCGUCUUAUUGGGGAAGAAAACUUACACGGCUAGAAAGUAUCUUUUCGUUUUCAUGAUCGUAUUUGGGAUUGUCCUAUUUAUGUUGAAAGACCAAGCGAAGACGAGCACUCAAGACUCCACGCUAGGAGUGGGGGAAUUAUUAUUGGUUCUGUCUUUGUUGAUGGAUGGAUUAACAGGGGCAAUUCAGGAUAGGAUAAGAGCUGAAUCGAAGCCAACUGGCUUACAGAUGAUGCAAGUAGCCAAUGCAUGGUGUACUCUCUUUUUGGCUGUGACUAUUUUGAUAACUGGAGAAUAUGCAGCAUUCUUUGAAUUUGCAAAGAGAUUUCCAUUUGUGGUGAACAAUCUGCUCAUAUUAGGAGUAACAUCUUCCAUCGGGCAACUAUUCUUAUACUCAAUGGUGUCAGAAUUUGGUCCCUUAGUUCUUUCAGUUGUAACGACAACAAGAAAAUUCUUCACUGUCUUGGCCUCUGUCUUACUCUUUGGUAAUGCAUUAUCUGCACGGCAAUGGACUGGCACAAUAAUAGUUUUUGCCGCACUGUUUCUCGAUGCAUUCUACUCAAAAACAACACCAAAGAAGAAAUAAAUUCCUCGAUUUUGGAUCUUUUGAAUUGUUAUUUGAAAUUUUGUUUCUUUAGAUUGUUUUUGAAUGUUGUUUAAACAUUUACAGUAAUAAAUGUUUUUCCUAUGUUACUUUUAAAGUAAA